AAUGUGACGUGGAAAAGGCGGAAGGCCGCUUUUCAGUUCCCUGCCCUGGCUGCUGCUGCGGCCGAAAAAGGCAUCCUUCGGUCGGGUCGUCAGAGUUUGAAUCCGGCUGAUGCCUCCUUUUGCGUUUCGCCCCCUCUGAGUUCAAAACUAUUUGCGUUUCUGCCCUCUGCGGUCCUCCUCCCCCUUCAUUAAUGCUUCUCUCUCCCCCUGAGCCCAGCCGACCGCCACAAGUUUUAAGAGAGAGAGGGGGAGAGAAAAUAGGGGAUUUUGCGCAGUUCCAACUUCCAAGAAGAAGUCGAGAGAGAGAGGCUUGAGCUUCGAUCCGUGUGGUUGGAGUCGCGAUUUCCAAGUGUAGACGAGGAAGGGAGCCGGCAAGGAGCUGGUGCAAGGAAGGGUGUUGUAGGAUUUUAGAGGGUGGAGCCGUGGAGCUGGGUGGGGGGCGACGCCCAUGUGCGCGAGCUCGGCUGCUGCGUGAGGAGGGGAGAGGUGGUGCUGGUGGUGGGAGCGGCCCAGGGGGAAAGGGGAUGACGGGGGUGGUGGUGGUCUCGACGGGGUGCAAGGGCGGACGCGUGGGGAAGAAGAGGAGCGGCGGCGGGGAGGAGGAGGCGGAGGAGCAGGAGCGGCAGCAGCUCUCGGUGCUGGCGCUGCUGCUCGCGGCCGUGCGGCGGUCGGUGGUGGCGUGCCGGGUGGAGCGGGAGCCGGACCGCGUCACCGGCGGCGGCGGGUGGGGCGAGCACGACGAGGACGCGGCGGGGCUGGGGGAGAUGGAGAUUGGGUGGCCCACCGACGUGCGCCACGUCGCGCACGUCACCUUCGACCGCUUCCAUGGCUUCCUCGGCCUCCCCGUCGAGUUCGAGGUGGAGAUGCCUCCCCGCGUCCCCAGCGCCAGUGCGAGUGUUUUUGGCGUCUCAGCUGAAUCGAUGCAGUGCACCUACGAUGGCAAGGGAAACUCGGUCCCCACGAUACUGCUGCAUAUGCAGGAGAGGCUGUAUGCUCAGGGAGGGUUAAAGGCUGAAGGGAUCUUUCGCAUAAACCCAGAGAAUGACCAGGAAGAGCUUGUGAGGGACCAGCUGAACAAAGGAAUUGUUCCUGAGGACAUUGAUGUUCACUGCUUGGCAAGCCUGAUUAAGGCAUGGUUCAGGGAACUUCCUGAAGGUGUGCUCGAUAGCCUCUCCCCCGAGCAGGUGCUGCAAUGCAAUUCUGAAGAGGAAUUCCUCGAGCUUGUGACGCUGCUACGCCCCACUCCGGCAGCUCUCCUCAAUUGGGCUGUUGAGCUAAUGUCUGAUGUGGUGGAAGAGGAGGAGCUGAACAAGAUGAAUGCUAGAAACAUAGCCAUGGUGUUUGCCCCCAACAUGACUCAGAUGUCAGAUCCUUUGACAGCCCUAAUGCAUGCUGUCCAAGUCAUGAACUUCCUGAAGACAUUGAUCUUGAGGACGCUUCGAGAGCGUGAGGAUGCAGCUACUGGAGAUUACACUCCGUACUCGUCUCCAGCAUCUUCUGGUCGGCAUUCUGAUGCUGAUUACUAUGGCAGCGAGAGAGAGAUGAUGGACAGAAGCUGUGAAUUGAGUGAUAUGCAUAGCCAAAUUAGCAAGUCCGGGGGACAGGCAGAUUAUCUUGUGCGGUACAAUACCUGUUUUGACAGCGAACAGGAAGCCGAUCAUGACAUCACCGAAGCUGAAGAAGGGUUCCUGAAUAUGCUGGAAAGCCAACUUGAAGAUGACAGACCAGAGGUAAGCACAAGCAAACAGUGUGAAAUAAGCUCGGAGAUUAUGGCCAUGGAGGAUGUCCAUCCUGAGCUGAAAUCUGAAACUAAGGCAAUGGAGGUCCUGGAGGAUAUACAAGAGGAAGAAGGCGCAGAGUUGAAAUGAUCAGAAGUCUGUAUUUCUAGCAAGUUGAUCCUGUGAUUUACUCUCUAAUGCAUUGUUUUGUCAACAUCUAGUUGAAUGUACUGCUUGCUUGUAGUGUAUGAAGUAAACAUUGCUGAUCCUUGGAUAUGGCCAUGUGGGUCAUUCAUAUCUGCCCUAGGACACCACCGAGAUUCAAUGAUGUAUGGUCAGUACUGUAUGGAAAUAUCUCAUUAGUGUGCAGUCAAUGUUACUAUGCCCG
This is a messenger RNA of Brachypodium distachyon (stiff brome), 2106 nucleotides long. Its product is annotated as rho GTPase-activating protein 2. Gene Ontology annotation, biological process: signal transduction. The record is from RefSeq and is a predicted model, not a curated record. The transcript is spliced from 5 exons. Bases 525 to 1868 code for a protein of 447 amino acids. Gene Ontology annotation, molecular function: GTPase activator activity. Lineage: Eukaryota; Viridiplantae; Streptophyta; Magnoliopsida; Poales; Poaceae.